GUAUGUGGAUAAUAAACCUUGAGUAACAAUAUCUUCAAUGUUGCGUGUGAUGCCACUUUUUUAAAAGUGACUUCCGUGAAUACAUUCAAAAUCGGGAAGUUUUAUAUGGAGUUGAUGGAGUCAUCCCAAACUCUCCAUCCUAUAUUUCUUCGUGUCUCGUUACACAAGACCAGGAUACUUCGCAAUUUGCUUCCGCGCAUGGUCAAACCUGGUCAUCAUAGACGCGACACUGCUAUGAGGUUACUGAUUGUAUCCGUUACACCAAAUAACUUAUCUUCCAUCUAAUAAUAGUCACAUUGCGCCUAAUGCACCGUCAAUAUACGCGCCCUUUGGUUCGCUGCGCCAGUAUCGCCGUGAAGGCGACAGGUUCGAGAAAUUUCGUCGGGACGACGCACCACUGUGUUCGGCAGGCCGUUGCGGUGUUUCACCAACCCUCAUUUGGGUGCUAUCAGGGACGGCGAAAAUUUUUAAACUCAGCAGUCAUGGCUACCUCCGCUCAAUUCUCAGCUGGUGUUGACGAGACGGCCCUGACACGGAGCCUGGAACCUCUGCUGGCGUCAGCAGGACGCGGCGGGCGGUGGGCGUUAAUACCCGGAGGCGAGGGUCUGGAGAGAAAUUUCAAGUUCAAGACGUUCGCGAAGACGUGGGACUUUAUGACCGCUGUAUCACUGCAAUGCAAACUCAAGAACCACCACCCAGAAUGGUCCAACGUUUAUAAUACAACGUAUAUCCGGUGGACAACGCAUAACCCGAAAGGCCUGUCCGCUAAAGACGUCGAGUUGGCCGCAAUCUGCGACGGUCUUGCCAGGGACUUCGGCGAGAUUAUCGAGGAGCCUGCGGGCGCCGAUGCUUGCGGCCUGAAACAGGUGGCUGAUCGCGCAGUAAGCAGCGCUGGCGAUUGUUGCACUCCGAAAAAGUGAAGAAUGCAGGAAGAUCGUGCGGCGCUAGUCAUCCAUGCCAUGCCGAAAGUACCUUUCAGAUCCCCCGGCCGAUCUGAAUCUGUUCACAUAGGCCGCUGUGAUCAAGCUGCAGGUCGGUCCGUUCAGGCGGAGAGCCUGCCUACAGGUAUACAUGGUUUAGAUGAGCACACCGGACUACUUUGCUAUCUUCUAGUCCGCCAGGAGUUUCGGUACAAAAGGCCCUUGCUUCUCAAUAAUUUGAGACAACAUUCCACGCAGAUCAUGUUUUAAGCAUUCUAUUACGAUUGGCCACUCUUUCUUGGAGCCAUUUCAGAC
Messenger RNA from Hypoxylon trugodes, 1235 nucleotides. RefSeq names its product transcriptional coactivator/pterin dehydratase. Lineage: Eukaryota; Fungi; Ascomycota; Sordariomycetes; Xylariales; Hypoxylaceae. The record is from RefSeq and is a predicted model, not a curated record. Gene Ontology annotation, biological process: tetrahydrobiopterin biosynthetic process. The transcript is spliced from 4 exons. The coding region runs from base 306 to 920 and encodes 204 amino acids. Gene Ontology annotation, molecular function: 4-alpha-hydroxytetrahydrobiopterin dehydratase activity.